CAAACAUAAAUAAUUACCAUACCGAUAAUGUUGACGUGCAAUAGGUCUGAACUAACAACUGUAGUUCAGAGUUUUGUUUCAGUAUUUAGUUCUUUCUUUUUUUUUUUUUCUUGUCGAAUCUAACAGAACAUUAUGGCAACUACUAGCAGCGAAUCGGAUUCAUCCCGGAAAAACACAGACAACAAAGAGAAUGAAAGCAAAGAUGAACAAAAUAACAUGUUUGAAUGUAACAUAUGCUUGGAUAAUGCCAAGGACGCAGUUGUCAGUGUUUGUGGCCAUUUAUUUUGCUGGCCAUGCUUGCAUCAAUGGUUAGAAACUCGAUCUAGUCGUCAAGUAUGUCCAGUAUGUAAAGCUGUGAUUAGCAAAGAUAAAGUCAUACCAAUUUAUGGACGUGGAAAUACCAAACAAGAAGAUCCCAGAAAUAAAGUACCUCCCAGACCUGCUGGUCAGAGAACUGAACCUGAUGCUAAUACUGGUUUCCCUGGUUUUAAUUUUGGAGAUGGUGGUUUUCAUUUGUCUUUUGGAAUAGGAGCAUUUCCCUUUGGAUUUUUAACAUCCUUUAAUUUUUCUGAUCGUCCUCAUGGAGUUCCGGUUGGUGGACAACUACAGCAAGAUGAUCAUUACUUAUCAAAACUAUUUUUAUGGAUUGCAGUAAUAUUUAUUGUUUGGCUGCUGUUGGCAUGAUUUACUUGCACAUAAUGAAAUAUUUUAACUGGUGUCGUCAUGAAUUUACUUGAAUCAAGCAAUUUUAUAAAUAGUGUUUUUUUUUUUAAAUUAAGAGCAAAUAAUAUCAA
This is a messenger RNA of Sipha flava (yellow sugarcane aphid), 794 nucleotides long. RefSeq names its product E3 ubiquitin-protein ligase RNF185-like. Lineage: Eukaryota; Metazoa; Arthropoda; Insecta; Hemiptera; Aphididae. Gene Ontology annotation, molecular function: metal ion binding; ubiquitin protein ligase activity; ubiquitin-like protein conjugating enzyme binding. The coding region runs from base 133 to 684 and encodes 183 amino acids. Gene Ontology annotation, cellular component: endoplasmic reticulum. The transcript is spliced from 6 exons. The record is from RefSeq and is a predicted model, not a curated record. Gene Ontology annotation, biological process: ubiquitin-dependent protein catabolic process.